AAUACAAUAUUAAUGUUUUCAAAUACAAACUCAUAAUUCCAAAAUCCUCAAUAACCCUAAUAUGGUGGCUAUAGUUAAACAGUUCCGAUAAGUAAGCGAUAUGAAUAUAGUAGUAAAUUAAUCAUAGGUGGGGAAACCAGUGUAUCAGCCUCAAUAGCCUUAGCCGAUGGAAGUAGAAAUGAAAAUAUACAGGGGAUAGAAUCAGGCUUCCGAGAUGUAGGUUCAUAAUCCAUAACCCAUAAAAUAAAAUACAUCUUAAAUUGUAGUGCAGAAUCAGUUUCACGAUUAGUCUUCGGUGAAAUAAAAUUAGAAAGUGUCUUAUGUAAUAUAUUUGAAUUUAAUAUGAUUAGUUAAUAGAUUGGGUAAUGUACUUUUUGCCAAUAGCAUUCAUCAUAUUAAUUUUGAUUGUUAUGUCAUGCAUGGUUGGUGCAAAGAUAAAGCAUUUUAAUCCCGAAGGAGCACAUAACACAUUAUCAACUUUGAAAGAUAACUUAUCAAAGAAUCCAAUUGAAGAUAUAGUAGAAGGUAGUGAAGUAGCAUCACAUGCAACAAUGAUAGAUUAUUUCAGACACAAGGAUGUCACAUGUCCUGAUGGUUAUGAAACAGCACAAAUAGGGAAAUGGGAUGGAGUUAAGUCUGGUUGCUUAUGUGAAAAUGGAGAGACCAGUCAUUCUACUACAUGUUUUUAUAAAUCAUCAUGCAAAAGAGUGAAAUCUCAUGAUUCUGUAGAUCUCAAGAUUUGGUAAUAGAAGAGCUUCUGCAUUAAAAAGUAUGAGGAUUGGCAUCAUCUAACUGGAGUCGCUUGUGAUAAUGGAUAUAAGUUAUGUGGAGAUAUUUGUGUGCCUAUGACUAGAGGAUGUCCAUUGUCCAAUCUGGUGAAAGAUAAUAGUAGAUAAAACGAUGAACAUGCUAUAAAAAUAGGCAGUGAUCAUUUCAUUAAGAAAUUUGAAGAUUCUGAGCCAGUCGUAGAUUUAGAAUUGGUUCCUGGAUUGGGUUAGAGUGGAUCAUCGCCAUGUUAUAAUCAUGAGUUGAAUCCAAAGUUUUAAUCAGAAAAAUAUUAUCCAUUUGCAAAAAGAGCUGAGAAAGGGUGUGAUCAGUAUUUGGAUCUUCAGAGUCAUAGAACUACUUUGAAUACUUUUGAGAUUCACAAAGUAUUUGAACAGAAUGACUUAAAUGAUGUUCUGAAUCAAUUGCCAUUUUAUCAAAGUUACAUGAGUAAUGAGGAUACUUAUGCAUUUGAAUUAAUCAAGAGAAUUAAAAUAAAUUCGAUUCAGGAUUGUUAAAAACUUAAACCAAAUCAAGUAGAUAAGAUUUCAUCAAGUAGCAAAAGUGUUUAUCACGCUGAAUCAUAUCUCUCUUUCAUAAUUUUAUUGAUUGCAGCAAUAGUUCUAUUUUUGGUGCCAAUUCUAUAUCUAAUUAGGAAUAGAGUAUUAAUAUUACAUAUCUGUAUAGGUAUUUGAAUGGAAGGAUAUGACAGAAUUCAGAUAACCAAGAUUUUUCUGCGGUAGUGCUGCUGUUAUUGCAACACUCUGUAUAAUAUUAGGAGCUAUCUAUUUGUAUCAUGUAGAUGGGAAUGUAAUUUAAUCAAUUUUAAUUUCAGGAUGGAUUAAAGGAACAUAACCGUAUGUUCUAGACAUAUUUAGAAAAGAGUUGCUUCUAGGAUUAAGGAUUGAUAUUGGUAUGAAUGAAUUAAUUAAUUUAUAGGCUGUUGACUAAGUUAAUACUUUUGCAAAGAAUGUGUAUCACUCUACUUAUAGUUAUGUGAUAUUUACGUUUUAUGGAAGUAUUUGCUAUUUUGUGAUCUUGGCUCUGUUAAUGAUUUAUUAAUUCUGGUAACAUAAAAGUAAUUUUGAAAAUCCUUGGUAGUACAGAAUCUAGAAACAAUAUUAUGAAUUUUAUUGAGAC
Messenger RNA from Paramecium octaurelia, 1905 nucleotides. The record is from the annotation of a GenBank genome assembly. NCBI's taxonomy places the organism in Eukaryota, Ciliophora, Oligohymenophorea, Peniculida, Parameciidae.